UCUUCUGGACUGUUGUGGCUCUAAGACCAGAUCUUGGCUCUUGUCUCCAAAGGGGGGAAAGGCAAGGAUGGUGGAGGCUUUCUGUGCUACCUGGAAGCUGACGGACAGCCAGAACUUUGAUGAGUACAUGAAGGCUCUAGGUGUGGGCUUUGCCACCAGGCAGGUGGGAAAUGUGACCAAACCAACAGUGAUCAUCAGUCAGGAAGGCGACAAAGUGGUGAUCAGGACUCAAAGCACAUUCAAGAACACAGAGAUUAGUUUCCAUCUGGGAGAAGAGUUUGAUGAAACCACCGCAGACGACAGAAACUGUAAGUCUGUUGUUAGCCUGGAUGGAGACAAACUUGUUCAUGUACAGAAAUGGGAUGGCAAAGAAACAAAUUUUGUAAGAGAAAUUAAGGACGGCAAAAUGGUUAUGACUCUUACUUUUGGUGAUGUGGUUGCUGUCCGCCACUACGAGAAGGCGUAGAGAACUUCCUGGUAUGGGGAUGGAGAGCUCUUCAGUUGUCCUGUUUACUCAAGUAUCAGCUCUAUUGUGCUGUUAUAGCACAGCUAAUCACUCAUUAGAAGGUAAUCCUAAGUGCAGAGGUGGAAAAUAGUGAUUUAAGAACUUGUUACUCCAAGUAACUAGCCCAAUUUUAAUUUGCAAAAUCAUCAUUUUAUAUUUCACUUUAAAAAUGUGUCACCUUUUUUAUAGAAAUUGAACUGAAUACAUUUUGUAAUAUUUUUGGAAUGCAAAUCAAAUUGGAAUAAAAAUCUUACAAAGGAAAUUU
Messenger RNA from Otolemur garnettii (small-eared galago), 770 nucleotides. RefSeq names its product fatty acid binding protein 7 (gene FABP7). Bases 68 to 466 code for a protein of 132 amino acids. Gene Ontology annotation, molecular function: fatty acid binding. Gene Ontology annotation, cellular component: cytosol; nucleus. Gene Ontology annotation, biological process: fatty acid transport. The record is from RefSeq and is a predicted model, not a curated record. Lineage: Eukaryota; Metazoa; Chordata; Mammalia; Primates; Galagidae. The transcript is spliced from 4 exons.